CUUAAAUAUUAAGACCGCGUAAUAUAGCGACACAACAAAGAGUAGAAAAGACAGCUCACAAGUGUACUGAAAAUUCAAUUACUAGGGACAUUUUCGUCUUUUCACAUUUCCAACACCUCCAUUUUCUCUUCACUUCACUCAAAAACAACACACUCUGCAACUUCACGCACUACACACAGUGCACACUUUUUCUCUUUCCAGAAAAAAAUUUAUGGGUUCUCGAACCGGGUCACACCAGUUAAGUAACGGGUUGAUUGUCUCGGGUCGACCCGAACAGCUCAAAGAACGUCAACCUACAAUGGGUUCACGUUCAGUGCCGUAUACUGGUGGUGACGUUAAGAAGUCCGGUGAGCUUGGAAAAAUGUACGGUGUUGGUGGUGGUGGUGGGCCGGGAGCGGAGUUUUGCAGUGUUCCCGGCCCGCCACCUGUGUUGAAACCCUCUUCGAGGGGAUCAAGUGGAAGUGGAUCCAUAAGAUCAGGCCCGAACUCCGGCCCGGUUGGACAGAAAUUAACCAAUUCGGGCCCUUAUUCGGGCUUGAGUGGUAGUAAAAGCGGUAAUUUAGGCUCGAAUUCAGGCCCGGUUGGUCGGAAGCUGACGAACUCGGGCUCGAUGCCGAAGAAGUCUUCGGCGUCUUCAUCGGGUCAGCUAAUGACACCGAUACAACCUACGGGUUUGAUUACCUCCGGCCCGUUGAGUUCUACUACGGGCCGGAGGUCGGGCCAGCUGGAAUCAUCAGCUGGCUCAUUUAAGAAAGUUGUGUACGGUUCGUCUGUGACGAGCUUAGGGAAUGAGAUAAACAUGGGUUUUCGGGUUUCAAGAGUGGCAAUGUGGGUGUUUCUGGUGGUGGUGUUGAUGGGUUUGGUUGUUGGUGGGUUUCUAAUGGUGGCGGUGAAGAAGGCGGUGAUUCUUGUUGUUGUAGCUGGUGUUUUAGCUCCAAUGGUGGUGAUUCUGCUAUGGAAUAUCGCGUUUAAAGAACGAGGAUUGUUGGGUUAUUUGAAGAGAUAUCCUGACGCUGAGCUUCGAGGUGCCAUUGAUGGACAAUUUGUCAAGGUUACUGGGGUUGUCACUUGUGGAAGUAUCCCACUUGAAACUUCUUUUCAGCAAACUCCGAGAUGUGUAUACGCUUCUACAGAACUGUAUGAAUACAAAGGCUGGGGUGGAAAAUCAGCACAUCCUAGCCACCGUUGCUUCUCAUGGGGAUGCAGGCAUUCGGAGAAAUAUGUGGCUGAUUUCUAUAUCUCGGACUUCCAGUCUGGAUUAAGAGCUAUGGUGAAGGCAGGUUAUGGAGCAAAAGUUGUCCCAUUUGUCAGGCCAACUACAGUCAUUGAUGUAACAAAGAAUAACAGAGAGUUGUCUCCCAACUUCCUGCGCUGGCUUUCUGAUAGGAGCCUCUCAAGUGAUGACCGCAUAAUGCGCCUUAAAGAAGGUUACAUCAAAGAAGGAAGCACCGUAAGUGUAAUGGGGGUUGUAAAGCGCCAUGAGAACGUCCUAAUGAUUGUUCCACCAACAGAGCCUAUUUCAACAGGAUGUCAAUGGACCCGUUUUCUUCUCCCUACUUACAUCGAAGGUCUCAUUUUGACAUGCGACGACAGUCAAAAUGCAGAUGUGAUCCCCGUAUAAGUUUGCUCAUAUAGUUUCAAUUUUGAGUUCUGGUGAGUCAUGGCGAAAGAUUCAAGCAGAUGGCAACGUGAGGACAGCAGAGCCUCGGUUGUAACCCUGAUAUUCCCAUAGGAAACUCGAGCAGAGAAAAACUUCAGACUGUAGAUGUCCAAAGUUGAUCUUACCACGUUUUCACUGUUUUAGCUGAGAUCCAGAAGGAUGAGGAGGAUAAAAGCGUGCCACCUUAAGCAGCUUCGCGUGUUGUAUCGUGCAGAUCUCUAUCUGGUUUGGUUUCAGCUACUUUAUUAUAUGUACAUAAAACUAUCCAGGUGUUUAUAUAUGUUCAUAUCUUGGCUUCAGCUUUCAUUUCAUAUGGUGGAGUUCUCUGUAGAAUAAUUAGUUUCCUUAUCAGUGUAAUAAUUAAGCUUCUCUUAUAUUAAUUGUAUAAGUAAAUACCAUUACUAUUUCA
Capsicum annuum is the source of this 2069-nucleotide messenger RNA. RefSeq lists its product as uncharacterized. Lineage: Eukaryota; Viridiplantae; Streptophyta; Magnoliopsida; Solanales; Solanaceae. Bases 212 to 1621 code for a protein of 469 amino acids. The record is from RefSeq and is a predicted model, not a curated record. The transcript has 4 exons.